AUGUCCUCUUGCUUCAGGCUGGCUGCAAUAUGAGUGGGUGAAGGAGACAUCAAAGCCCGGGUGGGUUUUCGCUGUAAAGUGAAACUACCGAGGAGGGGCUGCUCUGCAGCAGCUGGAGGAAGAAGGAGGGAGCGAGCGGCAGGAUGGAGGCAUUUCGGGAGUAUUCAUUCAUCAGCAUCGCCCCGGAGGAUAGGACGCGGGAGGGGCGCUAGGACGACCCGCCUGAACGAGCGGGUACGUGUGUGUGCCCGGGGACACCGUGCUUGCCUAUCCCGCCCAUGCUCCUUCAUCGCCCAGAGAGGCUGACAGCAUCUUGCUAGGCAGCUCAUCACCAAGAUUCCCCGGGCAUCCCCGGCUCCCGCCUCGCUGUUUUCCGUCGUGGCUUCCUUUAUAAGCAGUAGCGCCAUUCAAGAUGGGAAGGAAGAGAUGCUUGAAGUCAUUAUGUUCCUUUCAUGGGAGACCGUGCUGUCGAAUCCUGCAUCCCCAUGAGUUGGCAUCUAUUGGAAGAGUUUGUGAGACCCUCUCUCUGCCUGGAGCUCCAGGACCAAUGCAUCUUCCCAUAAUCCACUGGAAGAAAGUCUGCAAUUGUGUGCUGCUUAAGAUGGAUUUCCUUCAGAAGUUUAAUAUAUUCACCAAACUCCACAAAUAACUAAAGCUCCCUUUAAGAAGAUUGGGAACCAACCCAAGAGUUCUAAAGUCACAUUUUCUGAAGAAUUUUUGUUGCAUGCUUAAAGGAGCAGUUCAGAGCCCCAGUUGUAGAAGACCUGUCCUGUCACCACCAUGAGCUCUGAAUGUGAUGAUGGUGCAUCUAAAGCUGUGGUGAAUGGGUUGGCACCAGGCAGCAAUGGGCAAGACAAAGCAACUGCCGACCUUUUACGUGUACGCUCUAUUUCUGCUGUUAAAAUAAUUCCUGUGAAGACAGUGAAAAACUCUUCAGGCCUAGUACUCCCUACAGACAUGGAUCCUACAAGAAUCUGCACUGGGAAGGGAGCAGUGACUCUCCGGGCCUCCUCCUCCUACAGGGAAAUCCCAAGCAGUAGCCCUGUGAGCCCUCAGGAAAUCCCACACUCGGAAAGCAAACCAGGUCUGGAGCCAGAGAAUUCCUCAGCAGAUGAGUGGAGGUUUUCUUCUGAUGCCAAUGGAAACGCCCAACCCUCUUCGCUCGCUGCCAAGGGCUUCAGAAGUGUGCAUCCCAGCCUUCCUUCCGACAAGCCCCAGGAUGCCACUUCCUCCAGCUCAGCCCAGCCUGAGGUAAUAGUUGUCCCUCUCUACCUGGUUAACACUGACAGAGGGCAAGAAGGCACUGCCAGACCUCCAGCAUCUCUGGGGCCACUUGGCCGCGUUCCCACAUUCCCGGCGACCGCCUCUGCCGGCCCACCUCUGACCUUGCCGACUCUAGAUGAUUUCAUUCCCCCUCAUCUGCAGAGGCGGCCUCCCCACAGCCAGCCAGCCAGUGCUCCUGGCUCCUUUCCCCCCGUUAGCCAGACACCACCACCUCCGCUGGUCCCUCCAGGACCGGAGGACCUCCACAGAGUCUUGGAGCCUGACCUCACGGGAGCUGUCUCAAGUACCGGUUCAAGUCCUCUACUAAAUGAAGUUCCUUCUUCCCGUGUUGGGACUGACUCCCAAACCCUCACACCAGUCAUCAAACCAUCAUCUGCUUAUCCCUCCACAACAAUUGUGAAUCCUACUAUUGUCCUCUUGCAACAUAAUCGAGAACAGCAAAAACGCCUCAGUAGCCUUUCAGACCCUGUCUCAGAAAGAAGAGUAGAAGAGCAGGACUCAACCCGAACCAAGGAAAAACCCACCUCACCUGUCAGGGCUACUGAAAACAAAGCAAAGGAUGACGGACAGGUGGUGAAGAGCACACAGGACCUGAGUGAUGUUUCCAUGGAUGAAGUGGGCAUCCCACUCCGGAACACUGAAAGAUCAAAAGACUGGUACAAGAAUAUGUUUAAACAGAUCCACAAACUAAACCGAGACACUCCUGAAGAAAACCCUUAUUUCCCUACGUACAAAUUCCCUGAACUUCCUGAAAUCCAGCAAAUUUCUGAAGAGGACAAUCCUUACACUCCUACCUACCAGUUUCCUGCAUCUACUCCUAGUCCUAAAUCUGAAGUAGAUGAUGAUUCAGAUCUGUACUCUCCUCGAUACUCCUUUUCUGAAGACACAAAGUCUCCCAUUUCUGUGCCUCGCUCAAAAAGUGAGAUGAGCUACAUCGAUGGUGAGAAGGUAGUUAAGAGGUCGGCCACGCUACCCCUCCCAGCCCGUUCUUCCUCUCUGAAGUCAAGCCCAGAAAGAAACGACUGGGAGCCCCCAGAUAAAAAAGUGGACACGAGAAAAUACCGCGCAGAGCCCAAAAGCAUUUACGAAUAUCAGCCGGGCAAGUCUUCCGUUCUGACCAACGAAAGGAUGAGUCGGGAUAUAAGCCCAGAAGAGAUAGAUUUAAAGAAUGAACCUUGGUAUAAAUUCUUUUCGGAAUUGGAGUUUGGGAAACCGCCUCCCAAAAAGAUAUGGGAUUAUACUCCUGGAGACUGCUCUAUCCUUCCUAGAGAGGAUAGAAAGAAUAAUCUAGAAAAAGAUCUCAACCUCUGCCAGACAGAGUUAGAGGCAGAUUUAGAAAAAAUGGAGACGCUUAAUAAAGUACCCAGUGCAAACCUGUCACAGAGCUCAGGAGUCAGCCCCACUCCGGAAACUUCUUCAGAGCCUCCUGGAUAUAUAUAUUCUUCCAACUUCCAUGCUGUAAAGAGGGAAUCAGAUGGGGCCUCUGGGGAUCUCACUAGCUUGGAGAACGAGAGGCAGAUUUAUAAAAGUGUCUUGGAAGGUGGAGACAUCCCUCUUCAGGGCCUGAGUGGGCUCAAGAGACCAUCCAGCUCAGCUUCCACUAAAGUGGAUCGUAAAGGUGGGAAUGCUCACAUGAUUUCUUCAUCUUCGGUUCAUAGCCGAACGUUUAACACUAGCAAUGUGUUAGGCCCUGUGUGUAAGCACAAGAAGCCCCUGUCUGCUGCAAAAGCCUGCAUUUCGGAAAUCCUUCCUUCCAAAUUCAAACCCAGGCUCUCUGCUCCCAGCGCUCUUUUGCAAGAACAGAAGAGUGUCCUGUUGGCUUCAGAGAAGGCUCAGAGCUGUGAGAACCUUUGUAUUUCAGCUUCUUUGAAUGAUUCCAAAAGAGGUCACCCCCUCCACGUGGGAGGGAGUAUUGAGAACCUGCUCAUGCGCUCUCGGCGAGAUUAUGACAGCAAGUCGAGCAGCACCAUGAGCCUCCAGGAGUAUAGUUCCAGUGCCAGGAGGCCCUGCCCUCUCUCACGCAAGACUGGAAUGCAGUUCACCAUGUUCUACCGGGACAUGCACCAGAUCAACCGAGCUGGCCUCUUCCUGGGAUCCGUCUCCUCGAGUGUGCGGGACCUUGCCUCCCACUUUGAAAGGAGCAGUCUGGCCUUGUCCAGGGGUGAGCUGGGCCCCAGCCAGGAGGGCUCAGAGCACAUCCCCAAGCACACUGUCUCAUCCCGCAUCACAGCUUUUGAGCAGCUGAUUCAGCGGUCCCGGUCCAUGCCAUCUCUGGACCUGUCCGGCAGGCUGAGCAAGUCCCCUACACCUGUGCCAUCCCGGAGCGGCCUGACCUCAGCCCGCUCGGCUGAGUCCCUCCUUGAGUCAACCAAGCUCCGGCCCAGGGAGAUGGACAGGAUGAACCUCAGGGGGGGUUAUGCCUCCCCAGCAUGUAGCAAUAUGGCGGAUCCCGGCACCUUGGCCGUCACAGGCCUUGUGCCCUCUGACCCCCUCGCAGCCUGCUCCGAUGAGCUAGACCGCUGUUCAAACAUUUCCAGUGACAGCAGAGAGGGCAGCAGUGGCAGUGUCCACGGAGACUUCCCCAGACAUCGUCUCAACAAGUGCAAGGGUACCUGCCCAGCCUCGUACACCCGCUUUACCACCAUCCGGAAGCACGAACAGCAGCAGAUCCCCAGACAGCCUGACUGGCGCCUGGAUUCCAGAGGGGACAAGGGCACUCUCCUCAGGAAUAUCUACCUAAUGGGCCCCCUCCCUUUCCGCUUGAAAAAGCCCCUCCAGAACCAACCCAGACAGCCGUCCCCCAGUGACUCCUUGGGCUUCCCGCCGGGCCAGAAACCAGAGCGCCCCAGUCAGCCCCAUCAGGACGAGCUUCCCUCCAGGGGGAAGCCCUCUGUUCCCAAACGUCUGUCUUCCCGACACACCAUGGAGAGGUUUAGCCGGAUCUCCAAGCCCCCUCAGGAGAGACCCUGGGUCCCAGAGGCCUGCCCAAGGGUCUUUACUAAUGGGAGCUCUGUGCCAUACCCAGACCAUGGCCUGGAUAGAAACAACAACCCCCACAGUGAACUGGGAACGUCCCGCGGAGAUUCAGAAUCACCAAGACAUUUUAUACCAGCUGAUUAUCUGGAAUCCACAGAAGAAUUUAUUCGACGGCGUUAUGAUGAUAAAGAGAAACUUUUAGCGGACCAGAGACGACUUAAGCGCGAGCAAGAAGAGGCCGAUAUCGCAGCUCGGCGCCACACGGGCGUCAUUCCGACACACCAUCAGUUUAUCACUAACGAGCGCUUUGGGGACCUCCUCAAUAUAGACGAUACGGCAAAAAGGAAAUCUGGGUCAGAGAUGAGACCUGCCAGAGCCAAAUUUGACUUUAAAGCUCAGACACUAAAGGAGCUUCCUUUGCAGAAGGGAGAUAUUGUUUACAUUUAUAAGCAGAUUGAUCAGAACUGGUACGAAGGAGAACAUCACGGCCGAGUGGGGAUCUUCCCACGCACCUACAUUGAGCUUCUUCCUCCUGCUGAGAAGGCUCAGCCAAAAAAGUUGACACCAGUGCAGAUUUUGGAAUACGGAGAAGCUGUUGCUAAGUUUAACUUCAACGGUGAUACGCAAGUAGAAAUGUCCUUCAGAAAGGGUGAGAGGAUCACGCUGCUUCGACAGGUGGAUGAGAACUGGUACGAAGGGAGGAUCCCGGGAACGUCCAGGCAAGGCAUCUUCCCCAUCACCUACGUGGAUGUCAUCAAACGGCCACUGGUGAAAAACCCCAUGGAUUACGCUGACCUGCCUUUCUCCUCCUCCCCAAGUCGUAGUGCCACUGCGAGCCCACAGUUUCCAAGUCAUAGCAAGCUCAUCGCGCCAGUCUCCUCAUCUCUGCCCCAGCCCCGCCGGACCCUGUCCCCCGAGAUGCACGCUAUCACGUCUGAAUGGAUCUCCCUGACUGUAGGGGUCCCAGGCAGGCGUCCUCUAGCCCUGACCCCACCCUUGCCUCCUCUGCCAGAGGCUUCUGUCUACAACACUGACCAUGUUGCCUUGUCAGCAAGGGCCAGUCCUUCCCUGUCCCUCUCCCUCCCCCAUUCUAGCUGGUCAGAUCGAUGUACCCCACUGGCCCUAACUUACCCCCGCAAAGCCUACUCCCCGGUGCCCAGUGCCCAGGCCUCCCUUCACCUCAAUGGAGACAGUGGUGUCCACAUAGCACCUGCAGGUGUUCACCAGGAUAGCUUCUCCCAGCUGCCACUUGGGAGCUCCAACAGGGUCAUCUCGGAGCUUAGCGAUGCCUUUAGCAGCCAGAGCAAGCAGAAACAGUGGCAAGAAGAGAGCAUACAGUAUGAGAGGAAAGCCGAGAGGGAAGCAGGUGAGAGAUGCCCUGGCGGACCCAAGAUUUCUAAGAAGAGCUGUUUGAAACCUUCAGACGUGGUCAGGUGCCUGAGCACUGAACAGAGACUCUCAGAUCUCUACACUCCUGAGGAAAGCCAGCCCAGCAAGUGCCUGGGUAGCCCUUUUCCCGAAAGGGAGACUGAGCAGACAGAGCUGCAUAGAGGUGGUGAGCAGGCCGAGAGGAAAGCUCCUCAGAGUGGUGUGAGCCAGCCUUCUCAUCAUUCAUUGAGAGCAGGACCUGAUCUCACAGAAUCUGAAAAGAGCUAUGUGGAAGCGGUUUGCAAUGAGAUCAUAAACAUUGCCGAAAAAUCUGUUCAUUACUGCAGCACUGUCUCUCAUCCCCUUGACUUUCAUCACAAGGUGUCCCCUUCUGACAAUAAAUCAUCUUUAAUCAUUUCUCAGCAACCUCAAGCCCAGCAGCGAAGAGUCACCCCAGACAGGAGUCAGUCCUCACAAGAUUUAUUUAGCUACCAAGCAUUAUAUAGCUAUAUACCACAGAACGAUGACGAGUUGGAACUCCGAGAUGGAGAUAUCGUUGAUGUCAUGGAAAAAUGUGAUGAUGGAUGGUUUGUUGGUACUUCAAGAAGGACAAGGCAGUUUGGUACUUUUCCAGGCAACUAUGUAAAGCCUUUGUAUUUAUAAGAAGACUGAAAACUACAGAUAUUAUUUUUAUUGGCGGAUGAAGCAUAAUUCACGAACCGGUCUCUUUAUUUAAGUGUCAAGUCAAUAGGAUAAUUAAUGCAGUGGAUAAAGUAAGAAGCAAAAGAGAGGGACAGAGAAGUGGUGUUGUUUAAAGCCCAAGCCUGUCUAAGCUUACCGUAUGUCAGGCAGGGCUGAACCGUGCGUGUGUUGAGCAAAAAGGAAUGAGGCAAAUCUGUAUUUACUUAGCUGCUUCUGGGAGCCAGUCCAAGCUUCCCUCCCCUGCACCCCUUGGAUAUUCUGACCCAGAGCACAGUCCAGGAGCACAGUUAGGCCAGAAAUGCUUCUUGCUGGCCUUGACCAGCUUCUGGCUCAAAGGGGUCAAUUAGCCAGAAGCAACCCUUGGAGAGCCACACAGAUCCCCAGCCAUUCUCCAGAGGCUCCAAGCCUGAGAAGAUGCAGGCUCCCGCAGCCUCCAUCCCUGAGCCAGCUGUCUCCACCACACCUAGUGUGGGCAUCCGGGGCUGUCCCUAGGUGGUGGCAGAGGCCCCCAAACUGCCCUGGACUGAAUCUCUCACAGGAUCUGCUGAGAUAUAGGGGGUUGGGGGGGUUGAGGCAAAACUGGCUCCCAGUGCUUUCAGCCAGCCCUGCAGCAUUGCCACAGCUCCCACAGCGUUCAGACAGAAAGUACACAAGGUUUGCACAGAAUUAGGGAGCAGGUAGACAGGCAGGUAGAUUAGAUUUGUAUUUCUAGCUGAUUAAGAAGCCCUGUAGCUCUUGAGGUUGCUUGCAGUGUAUUCCUUUCUUAUUCACUGGCUUUUUAAAACGGUCACCGUUUGGGCAGUGCAGCCUCAUUUGACAGGACACCAUUACUAAACUUUCUUUUCUGACAUAUUUUUGGGCUCAGAGAGUUUAGGGUGGGUAAGUCUAUUCUCAUAGAAAACCAAGAAUGGUAAUCAGUGAUUCAUUUAACACACACUGAUACAUGCCAGAUACUGGGGACACAGGUGAUCAAGAUGUUCUCCACGUCUUAGAAGGGGCUCAUGGUGUCCCCAAUUUUACUCACCAUAGGAGUUCAAGGACAACCUGAAAUGUAGUCACCCAGGGCUAAGGCCCUGAGGUACCUGGUGAGGCUUCUCAGAGUGGAAAAGGCAGUGUGGUGGGCCCUGUCUUGAAGCUGUGAGGGUGUGUGGCCGCGUUUCAGCCACGACCAGUGGUGAUCAGGAGGCCUGGCCUUCAGGAGGGCUAGAUCUGAGGAGAGAGGCCCUUGGAGUGCCCUGGGAUGCUCGGUCACAGCUCUGUCCAAUUCCAGGAUGUGUAGGAACCUCUCCGUUAAAUAAACCAUUCCCUGCCCUCUGAAAUCUGAGAGGUGAAUGGGGAGACAGAUACAGGAAAAAAACUUAAAAACUAAAUCAAGAGAGACUGUGAUACGUGCUAAGAAGGGUGUGAGUAAGGAAGAGAUGACUUUUUCCUGGAGGGAGCCUAGAAAGCAUUGUCAUAUUUCUGUGUCUAUUUAUCUUCGAGCAACUAGCUGGAAGAACAUUCAUCUGGGGACAGUUUGUGUCUGAAGAUACCUGGCACUGUUUCCAGUGUCUCCAUACUCUCAUCCUCCCCACAAAUACACUGCCAACGUCACAAAUAGGAGUAGUAGCAAUUCUGGGUGGUCAGGGUGUACAGAACCCCCGACUCUGCACGUAACUCAGGACUGCCCAGGACCAUUGUCCCAAAAUCUGGAGUCUUCACGAGUCGGACAAGUUUGUCUUCAGUGCCUCUGCCUCAGCUUCUGUCCCCACCACCCAUCUGGCAGCCUACUUCCCACCCCCCACCAGACAGCCAUAGGACCCUUACUCGCUCCCUAUUCUCCUUUCAAAUCCUGCUCUCAGGAAAGAAACUGCCACCAACUCAUUCACACUAAAGUCUGAAUGACUAAUAAGAGGAAGGCGUCACCUCUUCCCAAAGACAUUUGUUUUUACUAGGCCAGAGCCUUUUAAUCCUAAGGGAAAAGGCCAUGGAACUAGUGAUAGGGGAAGGGGUGUGGGGAAUUCCUGGGCAGAAAGGGCCUCCUUGUUAUACCUUAGGACCCACUAACAGUAAGACCAUAAAAUCCAUUGAUUUGGAAGGUCCACUCUACCGUCCAAGACUACUGAGAUUUUUUGCCUCUCUCUGUGAAGGAAUAUAGUAACAAAUAAAAGUGCAUAUGCACGUGCAUUUUGCAUGGCAGCAUUUCACCCAUUUUGGAAUGUCAUUCUUGUAUUGGCUAAUGUGUUUCUUGAUCUUUCUUAGAUUCAAACCAUUAAUAACACACUCUUAUCAAAUAGUUUUUUGAGGGGUGCUUCUUGAUUAAGUAGGAAUUUUGAACACCUCUUUAAAUACAGCUAGAAGAUAAAACCAAUUUGUAAAGCCGUGUUUGCAUAUGACGCCAGCCUCAAGCAUUUGUCUGUCUCCAGAAGUAUGCCUCACCAAUAUGCCCAUCUUUAAUAAAAUCACUUGUUAAAAUUUGCAUCAAACUUCAGCUUCCUAUGUAUGAUCAAACAAGGAACAAAGGUUACCAAUCGCUCUUUUGUCUUCAGACAUUUAGUAAUGUAAAAUACCUAUUUUUAUGCUGAAAUGUUUAUACAGGUUUAUUAAUAGCAAGUGCAACUAACUGGCGGCAUGCCUUGCAACACAUUUUGAUAGAUUAGCCAUGCUCUGGGUAAAGGCAAGCCCCAAAUUACUUAACUUUUGCAGUCUCUUUGGGAUCAGUAAAAGAAAAAUUGUAUGCUUAAGAGGUGGGACUGUAUGUAUGUAUAUUUAACUUUGUAUAGCCCAUGUACCUACCUUGUAUAGAAAAAUAAUUUUAAAAAUUUCAACAGAAGGGGUAAAAUAAGGAAGUCAUGAUAUCUUUUGCAUUUUUAUUUAAAUGAAGGAAUUCCAAAUAACUCAUCUACAUAUUUUUAGCACCAAAAUAGCCAUUGUAAAGUGUUAAAAUUUUAAAUACUCAUACUUUCUGGGAGAGACAGUAACUGUAAUCUCAGUUAUGGUUUUGGUUUUUUGUGUGUGUUUUUGUUUUUUGUUGGUUUUGUUUUUGUUAUUGCGAUUCUAUUUAUCUGCAGUAGUAUUAAGUCCUAUGGCUAGAAUAGGUUACUACAAGAAAGAUUAUAUUUUGAAGGAAAAAUCACUGACAUUCUAUAUAACCAAUUAAUUUAAAGUAUUGCCAUUUAAAUUACACACCGAUAGCAUGUCCUACUCAGACACAGAUUUUUCUGUUCGUUUAUUUUUCUUUAUUGCAGUGGACUGAUUUGAUAAGUAGAUGUGUUGAAUUACUACUACAUUUGCUGUACAUAUUAUUUAAUAAACUUUAUGCAGAAUUGUGUGGCAUGUA
Messenger RNA from Choloepus didactylus (southern two-toed sloth), 9649 nucleotides. It is a transcript of the gene SORBS1, whose product is annotated as sorbin and SH3 domain containing 1. Gene Ontology annotation, biological process: cell-substrate adhesion. The transcript is spliced from 36 exons. The coding region runs from base 781 to 6291 and encodes 1836 amino acids. Lineage: Eukaryota; Metazoa; Chordata; Mammalia; Pilosa; Megalonychidae. Gene Ontology annotation, molecular function: protein binding. The record is from RefSeq and is a predicted model, not a curated record. Gene Ontology annotation, cellular component: cell-substrate junction; cytoplasm; nucleus.